AUGAAGUUUCUCAGCGCUACUACAACCGCAGCAUUUGCCAGUCUUUUACUUCUGGUACCGACCGCUUAUGGAAAUGGACAGUUUAGAUGUCCACGUGGUGAUCCGUUUACUAUGACAAGAAUAUUGGAAAUGGCACAGCAAGCUAGCAUUGAUGAUAACCUUCCUAGCAACCCUGCUAUUCCCACGGGCGAAUCGUGCACAUCAUACUGUUUUUCUGGCCCUUCAAGGAAUGAUGGAACAGAAACAUAUGGCCACUUACUACAAGUAUACGGGCAACCCCCAAAAUACCAAUUCUCUCAACAUGUAGGAGGUAAAUGGGAACUAUGUACUUUCGAAAAUGUUAGUUAA
Blumeria graminis f. sp. triticale is the source of this 348-nucleotide messenger RNA. NCBI's taxonomy places the organism in Eukaryota, Fungi, Ascomycota, Leotiomycetes, Helotiales, Erysiphaceae. The record is from the annotation of a GenBank genome assembly.